AAGCUCCGAUCGAUUACUUCAGACGGACAUGACUUGCCACCUCGUUCACCGAGUUGUUCGAAGUGGCGAUUAAGCAUUUUUUUAGAAACUAUUAACGCCAGUAACACUAAAAAUGAGAGCGAACAAUGAUUUCUUAUUAUAAAUAAUUCGAGCUCUUUUGUUAUGGCGAAGACUGUGCAUUUGUUCAAGAGAUAUUGUAUUUGACUAGCGUCGAUCUUUUGAGUGAUACAAAAUGGAGGAAGAGCAACGUAGGUUGAAGUUGUUAGAUGAUCUGCAAAAAUACGUUCCGUUUUUGAGGGCAAUGAUCGCUAAUUUACAAAAUUCUUCAAAAACUCAAGAAAAACAAAGAAGUCCUCAAUUAAGCAAAAUGAUGUCCUUGUUGUCCCUUCUGACAGAUCAAAAAAGAAAAUUGAAAGCCCAUACCCUUGAGAAGUGCGAAGAUGUUUUGCGAAAGCUCUACGACAAAAUGGAAUUGAGUGCUUCUGUGAAGAAGCGCAACUAUCCAAAAAUCGCGAUGUUAGAUUCAAAUAUCAAAGAUGGAACGGAUAACCCAAUCCAUUCGCCUUUAAAUAUUAUACUUGAUAGGCUAAAUGCAUCGAAUUCUUCAGCUCCUGCUAGUCCUAGUCCGCCUUUGUUUGAUUCUAAUUUGAAUAUACCUAUAAUAAUUCCCACUGAAAGAGUAUGCGAAGAAUCUUCAAACUCCCCACAACGCGUGAAACCUCUGGCACAAGAUAAUAAAAAUACGUAUUCUGCAAGUGUAGAUAAUUCUGAUGUUUUGUUUAUGCGACGACCAGCAACUUCAUGUAAAUCUAAUUCCAGAGGAAAUGAUGAUUCACAACAUGUAUUGCCAAAAUCACCAUCUAGAACUAUAAAUACUUCACCUUCUCAAUUUUCUCCAAAAAAAAUAGAUUUAUACAGAAGUGAUAACACCGAUUCUUAUAUACAACAAACCAAUAUAUCAAAAUGCAGUCCUACUGCAGAAAAAAGAAGAAUAACUGUUUUCGAUAGAUUAGGAGAAAAGUUAGUGCAUACUGAAAGCCCAUUAGUAAAUAAUAGUAAAAAAACACCUUUGAAAUGUUCUAAUGAUAAAGUUCCAAAAAGUGCAACUUUAAUCACUAAUCUCACAAAACAACUAAAAGAAGCUCAAUUGCAACAAGAAAUUGAAUCAGAUAUAGCUAAUUAUUUGACGCAAAAUGAAGAAAAUGAUUUUAUUAAAAAUACAAAUACUCUAACUGGAAAAAUUUCCAAACCGAAUCAAUCCGUUGUUAUGCCAAAGAAACAAGAAUCUUCUUGCGGUAUUAAGAAGUCGACACCUGUACUUAAAGCAACAACUCGUAAAUUGGAAGACUCAAGUGUUUUUGGUGAUGUUCUAGCCAAACUAGAUAAAACCUUAAUAGAUAACGUUAGUAAAAAUCCAAAACAUAAAACCACAGAGUUUAAGGAUUCUAAAGAAGAUAAAAGUAUAUUAGAACAAAAAGAACUUGAUAAAAAAUUGACUGGCUCCGGGCAUUUAAUACAACCGCGACAUGAUGAAAUGCAAUUGCCUCAAUUAGAUAACAAUGAAAUUAAAAAACAAACCAUAACUCGAUCUUUUGAAGAAUGUUCAAAGACUGUUAGUAACAAAGAUAAUUCUUUGUCUUCCAGAAAUGUAUUUGACGAUUUAUCGAAAAAAGAACAAAGCUCUAGCACGUUUUCCCAUGAGAAUAAAAUGACUAAAAAACCUGUUGAAAACUAUGAACGAUUAUCUGAUAAAUACCCAAGGAAAAGGAUUUCUGAUAGUGGAAAUGCAGAGUAUAUGCAAAAACAUACGAGUUCUCACUUGUUGCCAAGUAAUAAGAGUGCUGUGAAAAAUGCUGAUUUUGAACAAAAGAAGAUCUUAAGUAGCAAACUAGACCCUAACCCGUUUGGGAAAAUUAUACAUUCGACAGAAGAAAAUUCUAAGCUUAUAAACAUACCUGAUAUAAAACCCAAUGAUCCAAGAAUUAAAACAGUUAGCUCUCCUAGAUCUGAACCUCUUCCUCUUGUUACUAAUUAUGAUAUGCCAAAUACAAAAAAUAGUACAUUUUCUGAAUCUCGGAGUAGAUACACCUUUCCAUCUAUAUUAGAUAUGGAUUAUAGAUAUGUUCCUAAUCAAAAUUUUGUUCACUCACAAGCAGUACAACCGCAAACAUUUACUACUAAUCCUAAAUCAAAUUUUAUGCCGCGCCACAAUAAUCAGAAUUUCCAUCAGAAAACACCAUUGCUACCAACACCAAAUUCAAAUAUUCGUAACUCCAAAGAUUUUACCAAUUCGGAAAAAUGUUACGUUUCGGCAUCUCAUGAAUAUCAAAACACUGACUAUUUUUACGACAACGCGGAUCAACGAAUAUCGAAAAAUGAUUAUUAUGAUCAUCAGUUCGAUUAUAGAGACCGCGUGCAAUUUGAUCUGAAUGAACAUAGUUCACUGAAAUAUAAUAAACAUGAAUUUAUGCAUUCUAAUUCGAGAUUUCACGAUAACUCUCGAUCUCAUUAUCGAGGUAACAGUGCAUACGGUCGGGAUAACAAAUACAGGUGGAGUAGAAGCCUCUCUAAAAUGAGCGAUCCGCGAACAUUUCGCACAGAUGAUUCUAAUUGCCAUGUAGAAAAUGAUAUUGAUUAUAGAUCACCGAGAGAAAAUACAUCUUCUGCUUUAAAUUUAAAUAAGUCUUCAUCAUUCCUUGAGGAAAGUAUAACCCAAAAUUCUUCCAAAGUUACUGAUGUUAAACGACCCUCUCCUAAAGAAAGUAAAUGUAUCUCUAAUAGUAGGUUUAAACAUAAUGAUAAGAUACAAAAUAAAUCUCCACCGAGAAAAAAUCUGCAUGAUCCCAAUACAAAUACAAAAGAUGCAAUUAAAUCUUUCAAAAUACCUAAAAUUAAAAGAGAUCCCGAUCAACAAAGUAAUAAUCCCACUACAAAUGUAAAUUCUUUAGACAUAAAUAAUCAAUUAAAAGACAUCGCAAAGACACCUCAUGACGUUAAAAGCACAAUAAUGAAUAAUGACAAAGUGGACAUUAAAUCACAGUCCGUGAUCUCUGAUUGCAAUAAUGUGAAAAACAUCAACACGAAAGAUGAGAACGUUAGUAACGAAGAGAAAGUUCUAUUAACAAAAUUAUUAGAUAUGAUAUCUGGGAUCUAUAAAGAUAAAAAGGAGAAACAGAGCGAUACAGAGGAUCAAUUAAAUAUAUUACAAAAAUUGGAAGAAAAAAUAGGCUCUAAAAAGGUAGAGAAAAUAAAACAGAUCAUUGAUGGUGAUUCUGAUGAAGACAUUAAUGAUAAUAAAAGCAAUAUAAGUGAAUCACCUAUAUUUAAAAAAACAAAAAAAAGGAUAAAAAAGAUCGAAUCCGAUUCUUCGGAUGAAGAUGUUACAGAUUCGAAUAAACAUACUAAUUAUGAAUGUAAUGAAAAUUCAAAUGAAGUGCAAGACAUUGAAAAAAAAGUUGUGAAACCUAAAAGGCGAAACGCAUUAGAAAUGUUGCAGCAUGAUGUGCGAGAUAUGUUUAUAUGUGAAGGAGUUCUUACAGCAACGGGAAGACGUAUGUGUAGGAUUCUUAAGGAAGACAGUAUUAUGGAGACGAACUGCAUUUUAAAUACAGAUGAUUUAAAAUCUAAUUCAUGCCGUAAAAACCGCAAAAAUUUGAGAAAAAUCAAUUAUACUGAAUCUAAAGAUGAUUUGACCUUGAACACUGAAGAAGAAAAUGAAACGUUCAAAUCGAAAUCUAGUAUGCAUAUGCAACCUAGAAUAAUUCUAGAAAAAUUAAAAGAUUUUGAUUGUCAAUUAGAAAUAGAAGAAAACAUUUGCCGAGGACGUAACGUUGCUAGAAGAGGCAGGGGAAUUAGCAUUUCUGCGCGAACAUUGAGGAAUCCUAUUAGAAAUGAGAAGAUAAACACGAAUUUAAAUAAAUGCGACGCUGAAAACCAAAAUGUUAUUGAAAAGAAUGGUCAGUGUGAGGAUAUAGCAUCAGAAAAUACUGAAGAUAAAAAUGAUGCUGUCGAUAAGGAACAUAAUUCAAUCCCUGAAAAGUGUGAUAACCUAAUGUCUGAUUCUGGAGAAAAAAAUAUAGUAAAAGUAGGUUUAAAUUUAAAGAAAAAAAAUAAACGCAAGGGCGCUUGGAAAAUGGGAAUUUUGCGCAGUAAACGCAAAAUUAAGAGAACAGUUUGUGAUAAUAUUGAAGCUGCUAGUGAAAAUAUCAAGAAUAUUGAUAUGGAAAAUUUAGAGCAAAGUUCACCAGUUAGUGAAAAAUCUAUCGACAACUUUCCAUUGAAUACUGAUGAAAAUUAUUUUGUUGAUUGUAGCGAAAAAUACUCUUGUAAGCUAUGCACAUUUACGGGAAAAAUGAUUACGAUACACUAUGUUCAUAACCAUCCUAAUAAUGAAGUAUAUUCUUCGAGAAUGAAUCCUACUGAAGCUGAAAUCGCAAAGCAUUCAUUUUGUGAGACGAAUCAAGGACAAGUAGAAGACAAGUCAGAUAGUACAGAAUUGAGUUAUGAAUGUCGUUUUUGUAAAACAAUUAUACUUAAAGAAGAUACUGCUUUUUUAUUUGAACAUUUAUCUAUUCACACCGGUGAGUUUCGCUAUAAAUGCAAUGUUUGCGAUUAUCGUAUCAUGAAAACAGAUUCGUUAAAACACCAUUUUAAAUAUCGGCACAAGUUUUCGAAAGUACCAUUGACUCCGUGCAUUAUGUACGACGUUCCUAAUACCAAUGGUACUUACAUUUUUGGUUAUAUGUGCAAAUAUUGUAAUUUUACACAAAUUUUUGAAAACAACAUUAAACGGCAUAUUCGUACGAAUCACCCGGGCAAGGAACUUAGUAUUUCUAAAGUUAAUAUGUUUAAAAUAUCUAAGUGUAUUUUAAAUGAAUCUAAUGAAAACAGCAUUGUAAAUAGAAGCGAAAAUAAAUCAACUGAUAACGUCAACGAGGACGUAGAUUUCAAUGAUUAUAAAAAGAUCGACGACGGACCACCAUUAAUAGUUCAUGACCUCGUUUCGAAUCAUGAAUAUGGAUUGAAGAAUGAUUCUAAUAAAAAACCUUCAGAUAACACUGCUGAAAUUGUAUCAUCAGAAUCUGCAAAUAUUCUUGUUGAUAAAAAUCCUUUUCUGCUUGAAAAAGAGGCAGAACUCUCAAAAGUAGAUAUUACAUUCAGCGAUGUCUUAAUAAAUAAUUCGAGACCUAUGUUCGAACCAUUUUUAAAGAAAAUGAAAAUUACCGAUGCUCUGCAAUGUAAAAUAAAUAACAUGAAUGAAAAUGUUGUAGAUGAAGAUAAUGAAGUUUUACCACAAAAUGAUAAUGCUCAAAUUAUUCUCGAUAACAUAACUUCUGACAAUACUGAAACGUCUCAAAAAAUAAUUUCUGGAAGCAAUUUGGAUUUCGAUAAAAAUAUAACAACUGAAACUAAAGAUAUAACUAGUGACAUUCAACCAGAAAUAUCGGAUAAGGUGAGAGCUAUCAACCUAGAUUUUUCUUUCGCCAAAUCGGUAAAUGUUGCGGAUACACCUAAAUCGGAAUUGCGCAUAUCGGAUGAACAAGAUUCAAAUGAUUCGGAAGUAUAUAAUUCGCCUCAACCAUUUGUGAACGUCGAUGAAGUCUUAAACAGUAUUGAGAAAAAUGUUUUGACGCCUAGCGUAAUGUCCGAUACUAUACAAAGGUUAGCAAGCAGUCUUAUAUCUAGCCCAGCGAAAUCCAAAACACUUUACCCAGAUAGUGCUCAGGAAUCCGUCAUAAAUGAAAAUAAUUUACACGAUAUAUCGAAAGAAUUCAUUCUGCAAGAAGGACCGCCACCUUCAGAACCUAUAUCAUUGAAUGUUGUAAGGCAAAGAAGUACGAAACUGCAGAUUGGCACUAUAAGAAUCAGCAUUACGAUGGACAAUAAAAAAAUGUAUGAAUGUUUUGAGAAGGGGUGUGUUUAUAACUCCGAAAGUGAUUCUUUAUUUUUAGACCAUAUUGAAAAAUGUCAUAGUCGCAGUAAAUGGAAUGGUGUUUGCUUCAUUUGCAAUAAUCCUGUUGAAACACCUAACGAAGACUCUCGGGACGGUUUCCCACUCGCUGUCUGCCUUCAGCAUAUAUUAAAACACGAUUCAGAAAUAAAGAAUGAGCAAGAAGAAAUUGUGAAACCAAAAGGGUUUCUUAAGAUGCGGAGGUUAUCAGGAGACAAGUUAUCUAUUAUUAAACCUUCGUCGUCCAAUAAUGUUCAGAAAUGUAAAGAUGAAGAUUCCUUUUUAAAAAUAGUUGACGUUGUUAGCUUGAGUACUGAUGCCAGUUUAUCAAAUGCAUUUUCUGAUCAGUUAUCAGAAGAUUGUGCCAUCGAAAUAACAAAAAACACAAAAAUCACUCAAACCAAAUUUGAUUCAAAACCGUGGCUUCCAGAUAGCAACUGCAUUAAAAAUGAUUUUACCGAUGAAAUGUUUAAACAUACUUACAAAUGCAUGGGGCAAAGCUGUUUUUUUACAAGCAAUGAUCAUACAGAAUUUCAAAACCACCUUUUACUUACGCAUCAACAUCAACAGGGAAAUGAGGAUUAUUUACAGUGUUGUUAUUGCGUCAAAAAAUACGAGAGCAUUAUUUCUUUGAGUGGACAUAUCCGUAAUCAUAGAAAUUGUGUAUAUCAGUGCAGGCAUUGUUUCUAUAGGUGCUUCUGUAAAGUUCAGAUAAAUAUUCAUAUUGAAUCUUACCAUAAAUACUCUAGCAUACCUAAUGUAAUACUUUUAAAUAUAACACUACCUGAAUGGAGAAAAUGGAGACUCAGUAAUUCUGGUGACUUGAAUAAUGUUUUACCGUAUAUCUGUAAAUUUGAAGACUGCAAGUUCAAGAAUAAAAAUAAGGGUGGUUAUGCCAGACAUCUGCAAACGCAUAAUAUGACGAAAUGGCCUUGUUUUAUAUGUGACGAUGUGUUUAUUUCCAUAUCUGAUUUAUUAGUACAUACUGAAAUUCAUAAUAUAAAUUCUUUACAAUGUUGUUAUUGUAUUUUUGGUGCUAAAGAUAAUAAACAAAUUUUAGAACAUUUAGCACAUCAUCAUUCUGAAAUGCCAGCAACAGUCUUUGUGCGAUCAGAAAUUUCGAAUAACCAAGCAAAUUUACAAGAGAUACAGAAAUGUAAUUUGGAAGUUGCUGAAUUACUGCCCAGUGUUGUUCUUUUAAACAUUGAUAGAAAUGUAGAUGGCGUUAUGAAUCCAACUAACUCAUUAAUUACUGCUUGUGAUGAUGACCAUAUAAAUCCUUGCAAAACAUUAGAUGAAAGUAUCAAUUUUGAUGAUGAUAACUUAGUUAUAGAUGAGUCAUGCUCAAAUGAUUUACAUGAAAUAAGUGAAAAUGAACAUACAUCCAUGAUUUCUAACAAAAGAGAUGAAGCAUUAGAAACUUCUAUGAAAAACAUAGGAUUGACAAUUGAAUCCACAGAUUCAAUAAUUAAUACCUCUAAUAAAGGACUUGUUGUAAGUGAUACGCCAAGCAAAAGUUCCUCUAUAGAUUCUGCUUCACACCAUAUAAAUUCAACAUCAUGUGCACAAACUAAAACAACUGUUUUCAAUGUUGCUAAGAUGCAAAAUAAGUCUACUAUAAGUGAACAGGUUAUUAAACAAUAUGCAAUUAAAGAGAACAACAUUGCAAAUAUUGAUUUAAAUGUUGUUAAACAUCUUGGUAUUGAGAAUUGUAAAUUAUUUCGAUGUUCAAAAUGUGAUGUUUCAUUUGAAAGUAGUUUAUCCUUCAAACAGCAUCUUAUAGGUUGUAUGAAAAAUGGGUACCUUCUUUCAUGUUCCAUUUGCAUGAGAUCUUUCAAGAAUAUCGGUCCAUAUGUUGACCAUUUAAAAAUUCAUGGAAUUCAUAGAUAUAGCUGUGAAUUUUGUCCAUAUCGGACAGCAAGAUCCACAGAAAUUAAAUUGCAUGUAAUAAAUAAGCAUAAAGAGACUGCUGUAUACAUGGUACCUUUAGAUCCAUUAAAAACAAAUCCUGAUAGAGAUUUCUUUAAAUGUACUAAUAAACCACCCAAUGAAUUAUCAAACGUUACUAAUUAUGCACCAACUAAAAGCAAUUCAUAUACACCUAGUGAUAUAGAUAAAUUACCAAGAAAUAGUAUUUAUUUUAAAGAUGUUGAAUGUGCUUUAUGUCCAUUUAAAACGAAAGUGAGAACUAACAUAAUAAGACAUUUACAACAGCACAAGUCAGACAAUUCUGUGCCAGAAGUGUGUCCAGUUAACCCUGUACCUUGCUUGGUAACUAAUGAAAAAUAUUUUGAUAAAAUGAAAAACUUGGCCUGCAGUAGUCAUGUUGAAAAGGCUGAAAGUGGAAAUAUGUCAAAUAUUAUAAAAAAUGAAAAUGAACUUCCUAAAUUUGUCAUUGAACCUAAGAGAUACGUUUGUGGAAUCAUAGGAUGUACAUACCUAACAGUCAAUGAAGAUAUGUUGCGCCAUCACUAUUUAGCACUUCACGCUGAAGAGACAUGUUAUAUGUGCCCCCAUUGUCCUAAUAAUUUAGAAAAAUUUACUGGUACUAUUAAUAUUGAUAAGAUAAUAUCCCAUCUAAAGUUGCACGAUACCAGGCUAUAUAAAUGUCCAUACUGCAAUUAUCACAAAAGUCAGAAGCAUAUCAUAGAAAGACACGUAGCUGAUAAACAUCCAAAUUCUGUUAAUCAAGUUAUAGUAAUUCGUGAAGAUUCAAAUUUGAAUGUAAAGAUGCCUAAGAAGGAAAUCAGAUCAAAAACUUGGAUGUGUGGUUUAUGUGAUUAUACAGCAUAUGAUAAAACAGAAAUAGUUAAACACACUUGGGAAGAACAUGGUAUGAAAUCUCAGUAUAAAUGUGCUCUCUGUCAGUAUCGUUGUUCAUACAAAAAUAGUUUUACCAAUCAUUUUGCUGCAAGGCAUAUAAAUCACCCUGUUGAAAUAGUAUCUGUUUAUAAGAAAAUAGAAACAAAUGCAAAUGAAAAACAAAUGCCACCUGAUGAACAAGCAACAAAUGUUGAUACAACUCCUUUAUGGUUAAAAAGUAGUACUGGUUUGAGGCAUAUAAGAGGUAUUUUACUGGAAGAAGAGAAUUUAGAUAAAAAUGUUGAAUCCUCUCAAUCAAUAAAAACACCAAUAAAACGAAAGAGAAGUAUCACACCUAAUUAUUCUGAAACUUUAACUAUAGGCAAAUCUGUGGAAAGUGUUCCACAAAAGGAACAUAAAUUGAAGCUAACUGUUGAUUCUCAAUUAUUUGAAAAUACCAAAAUUCAUUCAGACAGAAAAAGAAUAAAUUCUAUAAAUAAAGAUGAUGAUACUAAUAGAAUUAUUGAAAGUGUAGUAUCAGUUGCUAAAAAGCCCAAGCUGAUACCAUGUUAUGAUUUAACAGAUACAACUAAUAACCCAACAUCAGUUUCAACAAUAAAACCUAAAAAUGUACCUUCUUUAAAAAUUAAAAAUAAUUCAACACCUACAGAUGUGAUUGAUGAUGUUAUAUGUUUAAGUUCUGAUGAAGAUGAGGAGCCAGAUAACUUUUUAUCUGAUUUACCGCCUUUGCUAGAUGAAGCAAGAUAUGGCGAACCACUAAAUGAUAAAUAUCACUGUUCAUUCUGUGAAGAGUUUGUAACCUCUGAAGAACAUGAAAUGUUUGGCCAUUUAUGUAAUGAGCUACAAUAUGUGAGGUAUUCAUGCAAAUUCUGCAAUUAUGUGUCAUGGGAUGUUGAUCAAUUGGUAUCACAGUGCAAGAAAACUCAUCCCAAUGCAAAACCUUCUAUAGAAGAGCUAAAGAAAAAUGAGGAAAUGGAGAACUGGAUAUCUAAAGCUAUACAACAUCAGACAAAUCUUAUUCUGAAAAUAAGUUCCAAAGGAAUUGAAAAUAUUGAGACUGAAACUAGAGCAAUUGGUGAAACAAAAGCAAACAAUGAACAAAUUUUUACUUGCGACUCCUGUUCUUAUACUACUAGGUUUUUUGGCUAUUUUGAAAGACAUCAAAAAAGUCAUUCGCUAAAAAUGUAUUCUUGUGGACACUGCGCUAUGUCUGCUUCUAGAAAACAAGUUGAGGAUCACAUCAAAAUUAGCCAUCCUGAUAAAGAAAUUGUUUUGUUAAAUUGUUCAGUAGAUGAAUCCAAUGAUGAUUUACAAAAUCUUUUGAGGCUUACAAUGAUGCUUGUCAGCAUAUUGAGACUCACAUUAAACCAUUUUCAUGUAAUUAUUGUCUUGAUGGAUUUUCAUUUCCAGACACAUGCCGUGCCAAAUAUCAAAGAAAAAAUUCAAGAGGCCAUUAAUAGAAUUGAUGUUAUUUAUAAAAAAUGUGAUAAUGUUUUUGACAAUGAUUCCUUUUUUGCUAAUGAAUGCAAAAAAAUGAAAUUAUUAGGAAAUGAAGUACAUAGAGAGAAGGAUAGUUUAUAUACUUCACCAAAUUCGAUUACAACGUUUGAUUUACCUACUUCUUCUACUGAAUCACAAAAAGGAUCUAGAUCACUUAUACGAACAGUUGCAAAGAAGUCUACCACAAAGCUUUCUUGCAAAGUACCAAUGGCUAAAAAGAGCACAUCUAAACAAAGAAUUAGGAAUGAAGAAAUGUUUCAGUCACAUUACAAAAAAAGUACUAAUUACAAUAAUAGUGGCAUACAUACUGUAAUAAGUUUAGGAGGAAAACCAAUGAGACUGAGUAUUGAAAAUCUUCAAGCUAUUACAAAUAUUCAUCCUACAUUGAAAAUCAUCGACAUUAAAAGUCAAUUGAAAGAUGAAAAAUUUUUAACCAUACUUAGAUGA
This is a messenger RNA of Ctenocephalides felis (cat flea), 10720 nucleotides long. RefSeq lists its product as uncharacterized. Gene Ontology annotation, biological process: regulation of DNA-templated transcription. Gene Ontology annotation, molecular function: DNA-binding transcription factor activity, RNA polymerase II-specific; RNA polymerase II cis-regulatory region sequence-specific DNA binding. The record is from RefSeq and is a predicted model, not a curated record. NCBI's taxonomy places the organism in Eukaryota, Metazoa, Arthropoda, Insecta, Siphonaptera, Pulicidae.